GAUACGCAGGCAUGAGAUUCGAACUUUAUGGUUGUUAUACAGGUCAUUGCAAGUCAUGGGAGGUUGCAUUUGGAUUACAAAAUGGCAAGAUUCACCAUUCUCAGUUGAGAUCUUCAAGUGUUUACCAAAAUAGGACGAUGUACUCCGAAAAAAAUGGGCGAUUGAAAGGCGAAAACUCCUGGAGAGCGCUGACAAAUGACGACAAGCAAUGGAUUCAGGUUGAUCUUGGUGGAGAGGAAAUCGCUACGGGAAUUGCCACUCAGGGUGCUGGGAACUCCGAUGACUGGGUGAAGUCUUACUUCGUGUCAUACAGUUUGGACGGAGUUAAUUACAAGAAUUACACAAACGACGGAGUUAACAAGGUAUUUAAUGGCAAUGAAGACCAGAUGUCUGUCGUUACAAAUGUAUUAUCUCCAGCAAUAACCGCGCGUUAUAUCCGCAUACAUCCAGUGUCUUGGUUUCACAACAUAUCUCUGAGGAUCGAAGUUUUCGGUUGCUACACAGGCUCUUGCAACAGAAGUGAAGUUCCACUUGGAGUGAGCGAUAAAAAGCUGACAUCAUCAACUGAAAAAAGUGGAUUUUCUGCAUCAGAAGGGAGAUUAUACAGGAGUGGUUGGUGUCCCACAGAAAAUGAUCAGAGCCAAUGGCUCCGAAUUGAUUUUGGCCAGAAAGAACUUAUUACAGCGAUUGCCACUAAAGGUUCUGGCACUGGUUAUUGGGUGAAGACUUAUUCGAUCUCUUACGGUAUGGAUGAAGUAAACCUUACUUCAUACAAAAUCAAUGCAACUCAGAAGAUAAAAUCGAAAUUAUCUGCGUGCGUCGUAUAA
This is a messenger RNA of Dendronephthya gigantea, 827 nucleotides long. RefSeq names its product lactadherin-like. The transcript is spliced from 5 exons. Bases 12 to 827 code for a protein of 271 amino acids. Lineage: Eukaryota; Metazoa; Cnidaria; Anthozoa; Malacalcyonacea; Nephtheidae. The record is from RefSeq and is a predicted model, not a curated record.